This is a messenger RNA of Cyprinodon tularosa, 613 nucleotides long. RefSeq names its product Down syndrome cell adhesion molecule homolog. NCBI's taxonomy places the organism in Eukaryota, Metazoa, Chordata, Actinopteri, Cyprinodontiformes, Cyprinodontidae. Gene Ontology annotation, biological process: cell-cell adhesion. Gene Ontology annotation, molecular function: protein binding. The coding region runs from base 109 to 546 and encodes 145 amino acids. The record is from RefSeq and is a predicted model, not a curated record. The transcript is spliced from 4 exons.
UGGUGUGGUGCUGUAAAAAGUUGGGUUUAAGGGACUCGUACCAGUGUUGCUGAUUUGCGUCCUGCAACGACGUACGACUUCCGCCUGUUUGCUGUUAGCAGUGUGGGAAUGAGCAAUGCCAGCAAUGUUCUGACGUUGGCACCAAAUGGAACAGUGCCUCCAGAUCCACCUGUAAUUGGGAUAGAGGAUGUGACAAACAACAAAAUCUCCCUUUUCUGGACUCCUGGCUUUGAAGGCGACAGCCCUAUCACAGGUUUCUACCUGGAGUUUAAAGAAGCAAAUGCCUCAUGGGAUUACACAGAAACUGUUGUAGAUUUUUAUGCCAAUGAGACAGAGGCCACGAUAAUAGAGAUAAAUCCUUCAACAUACAACAUCCGCAUGUUUGCUAAAAACAGUCUGGGUACCAGUAACGCCAGCAAUGUUCUCACUGUGACCAUCCAAGAAACAGCUGUUAAUUUCGCAUCCUCCUCUUAUUGUUAUUUUUCAAUUUAUGCUCUAAAUGCAGAAUGGAAAUUAAUGUUAUUAUUGUUUGUGUAUCUGCUGUGAUUCCUCAAAAUUUGUGAUUGACAAGGUUAUCCAUCCAUCCAUUUUCUGCCACACUUCAUCAUAUAUA